CUCUUCCUCCUCCUCCUCUGCAGUGACCAGUGUGUUUAUGCGUGUACGUGCGUGUGCGUGACAGUGACACGUACCUGGGUCUAACUGUUACGAGACCUGGCAGGAGACCUCCACCUCGGGCAGGCUGAGCAGAGAGAUCGCCCCACUGCGUCCUGAGAUCCGGAGCAUUUGGCAGCAUGGAGACGAGGGAAGCAGCCGCAGGUGAGGCUGGAGUCUGUGGACAGAUCCAGUGUCUUGUGAGCAGCGAUGGGGAGGAACAGGCUGCAAAGAAUGAGGCAGCUCCUCAAAAAGACCCCGAAACACCCACCAAAAGCAAGAUGGAGCAGAUCUUUGGGUUCAAGAAGGAGGACCUGAGCUCCUGGCAGAGCCUGGUGACCCUGCUGAGCCGACCCACUGACCCAGCAUCCCUCGGCAUCUUCCGCUGCUUGUUUGGUUUGCUGAUGCUCAUCGACAUCACUCAGGAACGUGGCCUCAGUCACCUGGACUAUAAAUACCUGGACGGGGCCCCCGUGUGCCGCUUCCCCCUCUUCAACUUCCUACAACCCCUCCCACUGGACUUGAUGUACCUGGUGUACGUGGUGAUGUUCCUCGGUGCCCUGGGCAUCAUGCUCGGCUGUCUCUACCGUCUCUCCUGCCUGAUGUUCAUCUCAACCUACUGGUACGUCUUCUUCCUGGACAAAACCACCUGGAACAAUCACUCGUACCUCUACGGCCUCAUCGGGUUUCAGCUCACGCUCAUGGACGCCAACAGAUACUGGUCGCUAGAUGGAUUGCUGAGACCUUCUAUAAGAAACAGGCACGUGCCUCUGUGGAAUUACACUUUGUUGAGGACACAGAUAUUCUUUGUCUACUUCAUCGCUGGAAUCAAGAAAUUGGAUGCUGAUUGGGUGGAGGGAUACUCCAUGUCCUACCUGGCACAUCACUGGCUUUUUGAUCCGUUCAAAGUGAUUCUUCCUGUGGAGUUAGUGAGUCUGCUGGUGGUGCACGGAGGCGGCCUCUUUCUGGAUCUGACCGCCGGCUACCUGCUGUUCUUUGACGCCACAAGACCCUACGCCAUUACCUUCGUCUCCUACUUCCACUGUAUGAACUCUCAGCUCUUCAGCAUCGGGAUGUUUCCCUUCACCAUGCUGGCCACCAGUCCUCUCUUCUGCUAUGCCGACUGGCCCAGAAGAUUCUUCUCCCACUUCCCGGCGUUCCUCAGGGGGGUGUUGCCGCUCACCUCGCCGGAUCCUCAGCCCAGCCCCUCCUGUGUCUACCAUGAGAUCCAGAGCACCAGUGCUGAACGCCAGGAGACCCCACCUGUUGCCAAAUCUUCCAAACUGAGAUUCAAGCACAAGCUGGGAGCCAUUUUUACAAUUAUCUACAUCAUUGAACAGUUAUUCCUGCCUUACUCCCACUUCAUCACAAAGGGUUACAACAACUGGACCAAUGGCUUGUACGGCUACUCGUGGGACAUGAUGGUUCACUCCCGCAGUCACCAGCACGUUAAGAUCACAUACAGAGAUGCAAAGACUGGAGACGUCGGAUAUCUGAACCCAGGGGUUUUCACACAAAGCCGGCGGUGGAAAGACCAUGGAGACAUGCUGAAGCAGUACGCCACCUGCCUCAAGCACAAUCUGCCUCGCUACAAUAUCUCUGAUCCAGAAAUCUACUUUGACAUCUGGGUGUCCAUCAACGAACGCUUCCAGCAAAGGAUCUUUGAUCCCCGUGUGGACAUUGUGAAGGCUGAUUGGUCUCCUUUCCAGCCAAACCCGUGGCUGAUGCCUCUGCUGGUGGAUCUGUCUCCCUGGAGGACCAAGUUCCAGGAGAUCGAGGGCAGUCUGGACAAUCAGACUGAGAUCGUCUUCAUAGCCGAUUUCCCAGGUCUCCACUUGGAAAACUUUGUGAGUGAAGAUCUGGGAAACACCAGCAUCCACGUGUUGCAGGGCACGGUGAACGUUGAGAUGGUGGAGGAGAAAAGGAACGUGACUCUGCAGCCUGGCGAGCAGACAAAGGUUCCUGCUGGAGCGUAUCAUAAGGUGCACACAGUGUCUGAAGACCCUUCCUGCUACAUGUACGUCUACGUCAACACUACAGAGGCGGCGCUGCAGGAAAACUUCACCAAGCUGUUUGAGCUGCAGGAGCGUAUCCGCAACGGGACAGAAACCGAGCCUAUUCCUCCCGAGCUGCAGCCUCUCAUCGCCGCAGACGACCUCGAUACGUCGGAGGUCAACGCCACCGACCCGAUCGUGCGGCUGUUCCUGAAAAGGCAGCGUCGCAUGAAGGAGGUGAAGAAGCGCAGGGAAGCCGGCAUGCUGGAGCGGCUGGAACGAUUUGCUGUGAAAAAGUACUACACCAUACGAAGGGGAUUCUUGAUGACGGCCAUUGCUAUGAGGAACCUGGCGGUGGGCCUGCCGCCUCUGGAACAGCUGACGAGGGAAGUUGCCUUCGCCAACAUGAAAGAACCUCAGGCUGACUCCAACCAGGACGAACGACUCAAGGACGAAGUUGGUCACGGAGAACUUUAAAGCUGCCGCUGGCACCACGGCUCCUCUGAUGGAUUGCGUGCAGGUGAUCACACAUUCCUAAGAAAUGUGUGUGUUAUUACUACUGGACUGUUACUGUUUUGAGACCCUGCUGCCCAGGACUCAAAAGAUUUUCAAAUUUUCUAUGCUUCUGGAAUAUUUGGAAUUCUAGAUUGUUUCCAUAAUUUUGUAAAAAAGCAUUAGUCUAUGAAUCUCUAGGUUUGCUUAGGACCCAUUUCUUUUAAAGCUGCCAUAAAACCAGUUCACUGUACAAGGUGACAGAUGUGCACCGCUUUGCCUUGCAGGAUUACAUUUAGUUUUUUUUGUUUUAUAUGAAUGCAUAAUGGCUGAAUGAUAUGACCAAAAAGAUAUCUGACAGUAUGUUGAGAAUUGUUUAAAAUCAAAACACUAUGUCGGCUACAGACUUACGUUACAUGAUCUGCAGGGAGAUCAUCUCAUGACUACAUUUAUGCUGCUCUGCUUGGAAUGAAGAUGAAGAGCAAAGGAGGGAACCUGAAGGAUGAAUGGCUGUACACUUCAAAAUGGACGGAUUUGAAAGGACAGGAAUCCAGUUGUUCGGCUCCUUGGUACGAAUUUACCUUUCAGCUCUAAAUAAAAAAAAUUCAGGCCAAAAUAUUUUACACACUACAUGUAAAGGUUCCACUUCUCGGCACAUUUAACCCUAGAAUGUGAUUAAAAACUGAAACUAAUUGUAAGAUGGUCAGUUGGCUGCCUUUUUAUUCCCUUUUGUAAUGAAAAUCUUAUCCUGAUGUUAUUUUCAAUAAAAAAAAAAAUCAGCUGACAAAUGGUGUUUUGUGGAAAUAAUGAAUUUUAUUGAUGUCAGUCUUUUUAACAUGUCGCCCAUUUUAAAGUGCUACAGCUCAGUGUUCACUGUACGUCGUCACUAUGGCACAUUAAUAAUACUUUUCACAGAAUCAGAGCAAACUUUACACAAUAUAAAUACAUAUAUCAGUUCACAACAUGGAUGUCUAGGAAACUGUUAGAUCUGCUUAAAACAUAAAAUCAUGAUCGGUUUAGUUGAGGUUAAUAGUUCAAGAUUCAUUUCAGUUAAAUAUGCAGCUAUCAUUGUGCUGUAGUGGAGGUCCAGUCACAUAAGAAAACACUGAAGGCUGGUCGGACAAGUACUCGGUCUGUGAAGUGACAACAUGCGACAUAAUGCUUCACCACACGCGUGUUCACAACAGGAGAUGAUCUGUAGGUUCAUCAUUUACAGGGAACAACAACUCUCAAGUGUAUUGUUAGUUCAUAUUGCACAGUUUCUACUGGUUUCAAUUUUAAAUCAUCACACAAAUCCCUUUACACAACGGGUGACUAAUCACCACACUGAAAAACUGACCUUAUAUAUAUUAUGUAUAAAUUCAACAUUCAAUGCAAAAUGACUGGUAUUAGUGUUGGACACUGGCCUUUAGGAACUGUUUUCAGGAGACUUUUUCCCUAAUUGAAGCUGGUUUUCAUGAAAAUGUUCACAUCUGCCAAAUGUUUCAUCGCCAUUUUUGAUCUUUCUGCAACUCUACUAAAACUACCGACUGGAUUUCCAUUAAACCAGGUUGCCCCCCACCCCACUGUCUUUAACAUGGCGAGAUAGGUAUGCACUCUCAGAGCACCCGUCCAGUUCUUCAUAGUACAAGUAGGAGAGAGGUUGUGUGCGGUGUACAGCAGCAGUUCAAACCCUGUGAUUAGUUCUUAAUGGCUGUUCUUAAAGGCUCAUAUCUCACUGCUUCUCUUCCUCGUGUUUCAUAUACGUGGGCAGAGCCACAGCGGGAGAAUGAUAAGCAAGCUGAGGAAGCGCGGAGGCGUAACAAAGACACGGACGCCACCCUAAUCCUCAAAUUAGUGUUUUGUCAACAUCCAAUUUCUGCAACUCCAAAGACGCCCGUCUGGAGCUCAACGUGUCGUUCCUCACUCGCAGGUUGUGCCACAUACUUCUGAUACAUUUCACAGAGACUGGCUCUGAGCCCUGAACCUGGAGAUGGUCACCAGAUCAAAGUGAGCAACAUCGUCCAGUAGCUCCACAGAGUUCACCACCAACAGCUCUGUCAACACAGGCAUCUCUGCCACAGCCUCCGACUAAAGCUCGAAUCAUUCCCACACUGCUGUCUCCCUGCACGACCUCAGCUGGCCCCGUUUGGCAGCUAAAAACAGAUCCAAAGGUGACAUCACUGGCAGAGAUGAGGGGGAACCUCCCUGUGUGCGGGCCAUGAUCCAGCUCCGCUCUCCGGCCCUGUGCUUUAAACUGACCGGACAAAAAAAACACUCCUCUGUCUGUGGUAAAUCUUCAGUUCGUCUGGUUCCCCAGAGACGGAGCUUAGUAACUUAACUCUUUAAAAAAAAAUACAAUUCUCCCUUACUUCAAUCAACCUUUGAGUUAUAUUUCCAUUUGUAUCCUACAUUUGUAUUAAACUCUUUGCU
Molecule: messenger RNA, 4934 nt
Organism: Pleuronectes platessa (European plaice)
Lineage: Eukaryota; Metazoa; Chordata; Actinopteri; Pleuronectiformes; Pleuronectidae
Gene: ggcx
Product: gamma-glutamyl carboxylase
Exons: 15
Coding region: 177-2507 (776 amino acids)
Biological process (GO): peptidyl-glutamic acid carboxylation
Molecular function (GO): gamma-glutamyl carboxylase activity; vitamin binding
Source: RefSeq, a predicted model, not a curated record